AUGUGACACUGGAGAUGGUGAUGGCCACACUGCCCAACUUUCAUCAGGCUUCUCUCCAGAUGUCCCUGACCUGGCAACUGGGCAGACGUCAGCCCCUUAGUGUGGCUCUGGGCCAGCAUGAGGAGGAGUAUUUUUCAGGCCCUGAGCCCAAGGCUGUGCUGAAGAAGUUCAGGGAGGAGCUGGCUGCCCUGGAUAAGGAAAUUGAGAUCCGGAAUGCAAACCUCUAUAUGCCCUACGAGUACUUGCGACCCAGCAGAGUGGAAAACAGUGUGGCCAUAUGAGCACCCCUGGCCUGUGGUUGUUUCAGCAUCUCUUCCCCCAACCCACAGCCCCAUCCCUGAGAGCUUUCGGUCUUCCGCUCCCAGCCAGGCCCCUUUCUAUCUCCACCCUCCAUAGAGAGUCCCUUUUUCUUUCUGUGUACCCACAGUGAACA
Molecule: messenger RNA, 433 nt
Organism: Myotis brandtii (Brandt's bat)
Lineage: Eukaryota; Metazoa; Chordata; Mammalia; Chiroptera; Vespertilionidae
Product: arachidonate 15-lipoxygenase-like
Exons: 2
Coding region: 15-281 (88 amino acids)
Biological process (GO): lipid oxidation; linoleic acid metabolic process
Cellular component (GO): cytosol; plasma membrane
Molecular function (GO): metal ion binding; arachidonate 15-lipoxygenase activity; arachidonate 12(S)-lipoxygenase activity
Source: RefSeq, a predicted model, not a curated record